GUAUAAGAGGAAGUAAUGCUGACAACAACCCCAAAAUCUCCCAGCGCCCGAACCGACCGCCAAGAUGAGAUUCCUGGUGCCGCUGUGCGUUUUCCUCGCGGUGGCAGCGUUUCACUCCGCUCUCUCAGCCUCUCUGGAAUCUGCAGACAAAGAGGAAGAAGUUGCUCAGCAUGAUGGGAUAACCGAGCUGAAGAAAAUAGAUCAGAUGGAGUUUGAGGCCGCUCAAAAGGUCGAGGCCGCUCAGAUGAACGUGACAGAGGAGCAGAAUGAGGAAACCCGCUACCUUGAAGCCGCUCAGGAUGGAUCCGUGGAGGAACAGAUCGACGCUGAGGACGACAACCCGGCAGAGGGGGGUGGUAACUCUGACGCAAGCGCUCACGAAGGUGAGAGGUGUUCACGGUUCAUGCAUCAGGCUGUAGAUGGCGAUAGAAGGCAGUUUGGAAAAGAAUCCCAGUCGGAGUCCUCCGAGGAAGCAGGCGGUGAGUCCGUGACGCUCACUUUUCCAGAUGCCCAGGAGGCCGCAGAGCCGGAGACUGUGAGCAGUUCGGAUGUGCUGGAGUGAGGACGCCCGCCCGCCUCCCGCAGCCGAGAGCCAAUAGAAAAGGACUUAUUCCAGCGAUCUGGUGUGCACGUCUGAGACGUUGUGAGCAAACACUCCUGAGCAGCGUUUCACGCCUGCUUUUCUGUCUGGUGUUUGAUUAUAGACAACUAUUAAAAAAAAGUUCAACACCAUUAUUUUUCCAUUUUUAUUUGUUUUUUUCCUUCCACAAUUGUGGACAAGUAUUUUUGAUGUGCAAUUAGAAAAACAAAAGUUCUUUGGUACCUAUGGGAAAAUUAAAAACAAUUAAGGCAACUACAGCAGCUAUAGAUCUGAUAUGCAUUUAGUACUGCAGCCAAAGGACCACGACCUGGUGACAUGCAACGUUUGUCCGGCCUCCAAACUACAGACCAGUUCAGCCAAUCACCAAACCACUCGCAUGGAGAACCUGUUCUUUCACAACCGUAUCCAGUCACUCAAAGAGGAUCGUUCGAACAAACCGAAUUUCACAGAAAACAAACAAACCGGAAAGUCUCCAAUAAAUGAACUGAACUGGGGGGGAAACGCAACGCUGAAGGAGGCAAUUAAUUAAGCAUUCAACCAUCACAGAUGAUGCAAUCAAGUUUCAACAGGAGACUUGCUUGAGAGAACGUGUUUCCAUUCGUUAACAUUCUGGGGUUUAAUUUCUCAAAGUAAAGUAAGUUACUAAUCAUUUCAAGUAAUUCUGUUGGGACAUUCUGAUUAAAAGAAAAAAUGGAUUGUAGGUCAUCCAGGACUUCAA
This is a messenger RNA of Gasterosteus aculeatus aculeatus (three-spined stickleback), 1319 nucleotides long. RefSeq lists its product as uncharacterized. The record is from RefSeq and is a predicted model, not a curated record. NCBI's taxonomy places the organism in Eukaryota, Metazoa, Chordata, Actinopteri, Perciformes, Gasterosteidae.